CGGGCACUACCUGCGCUAACACACAGGCGCGGAGGCCCCGCGAGAGGCCGGCGGGCGCUGGGCCCAGCCAGGAGCCGCAGCCCCGGCCUCGCGCGAUCGCCGGGCGGGGCGCAGGUGCGGCCUUCUGCGGGGCCCUUGAUGCGGUUGAGGCCGCGCGGGCCAAAGAGGAGCCCGGCCCGGCGGCGGGCGCGGUAGGAGGCGGCAGGGCCCCGGGCCCGGGCUGAUGACUGCGGCGCCCCCACGAUGGACGCCCUAGAAGAAGAGAGCUUCGCGCUGUCCUUCUCCUCCGCCUCUGACGCAGAAUUUGAUGCUGUGGUUGGAUGUUUAGAGGACAUUAUUAUGGAUGAUGAGUUCCAGUUAUUGCAGAGAAACUUCAUGGACAAGUACUACCAGGAAUUUGAAGACACAGAAGAGAAUAAACUCACCUACACUCCCAUUUUUAAUGAAUAUAUUUCUCUGGUAGAGAAGUACAUUGAAGAACAGUUGCUGGAGCGUAUCCCAGGCUUCAACAUGGCGGCCUUCACAACCACACUGCAGCACCAUAAAGAUGAAGUGGCUGGUGAUAUCUUUGACAUGCUGCUCACAUUCACAGAUUUUCUGGCCUUCAAGGAGAUGUUCUUGGACUACAGAGCAGAAAAGGAAGGCCGAGGACUGGAUUUAAGCAGUGGCUUGGUCGUGACUUCUCUGUGUAAGUCAUCUUCUACGCCAGCUUCCCAGAACAACCUACGGCACUAGGUCCCACCUUCACUCAACAGGCGUGAUUGAUAGGAGGUCACCGGCCCAGCAGGUUCAGAGAAACAUGGGCUAAUGAUGACUGAUACAUCCUGCGAAGACCCACUGUGCCACAGCCCUUUGUUCAUGUGAAGUAUUGAUGAGUCCUGGAAAACAUGACUGACCCUUCUGGCCCUUGUCCAGAAACUC
Messenger RNA from Mastomys coucha (southern multimammate mouse), 921 nucleotides. RefSeq names its product ADP ribosylation factor like GTPase 2 binding protein (gene Arl2bp). Gene Ontology annotation, biological process: maintenance of protein location in nucleus; positive regulation of tyrosine phosphorylation of STAT protein. NCBI's taxonomy places the organism in Eukaryota, Metazoa, Chordata, Mammalia, Rodentia, Muridae. The coding region runs from base 244 to 735 and encodes 163 amino acids. Gene Ontology annotation, cellular component: mitochondrial intermembrane space. The record is from RefSeq and is a predicted model, not a curated record. The transcript has 6 exons.